AUGCAAAAGCCGAUUCAAAAAAGCGCUCUCAUUUUUUCCCUCUUCAUUCUAGCAAUUUUGGCCGAGACAGUGUUCUCGCAAAACUGCAUGGAUACUAGUUGCCCUGGCCUUAAGGAAUGUUGCAGCAGAUGGGGGUUUUGUGGCACCGGUGCCGACUAUUGCGGAUUCUUUUGUUUCAGUGGCCCUUGCAACAUCAAGGGAAAAUCUUACGGAUAUGACUACAACGUCGAUGCAGGUCCACGUGGUAAAAUAGAGACCGUUAUCACACCAGCGUUGUUCGAUAGCAUCAUGAGCAAAGUCGAAAGUAACUGCACGGCAAAAGGAUUCUACACUUAUAAUGCUUUCAUCACUGCUUUCAAAUCAUUUGGAGCUUACAAAGGAAAGGUGGCUAGACGCGAGAUCGCUGCCAUAUUGGCUCAUUUCUCGUAUGGAUCUAAAAAUUUUUGUUACAAAGAAGAAAUAUCCAAAGAGAGGUACUGUUCAAAGAGCAAGAAGUACCCUUGCGAACCGGGGAAAAACUACUAUGGCCGUGGUUUGCUACAAUCAAUCACAUGGAACGAGUAUUAUGGUGCUGCAGGCAAGCACCUCGGACUACCUUUAUUGAAGGAUCCAGAUCUGGUGGCUCGUAGUCCGGAAGUUGCUUUCAAAUUCGCAAUGUGGUUCUGGAAUAGAAACGUGCGCCCGGCUUUGUACUUAGGAUUUGGAGAAAUCACAAAGAGAGUCGAUGGCCGUGAAUGUGGCAACUGGCGUCGUGAUGAUACGAAGAACAAGGUUAAGCAAUACAUAGAGUUCUGCGAGAUGCUUGGGGUCACCCCUGAUCAAGGUCUCGAUUGUUGAAGUCAUUAAUGCGAUGGCACUACGUUUAAAUUAAUGAAUACUGGACUAUAUAUGUAUAAUAA
Capsella rubella is the source of this 899-nucleotide messenger RNA. RefSeq names its product endochitinase At2g43600. Gene Ontology annotation, molecular function: chitin binding; chitinase activity. NCBI's taxonomy places the organism in Eukaryota, Viridiplantae, Streptophyta, Magnoliopsida, Brassicales, Brassicaceae. Gene Ontology annotation, biological process: chitin catabolic process; cell wall macromolecule catabolic process; carbohydrate metabolic process. The transcript has 2 exons. The record is from RefSeq and is a predicted model, not a curated record. The coding region runs from base 1 to 837 and encodes 278 amino acids.